This is a messenger RNA of Cadophora gregata, 369 nucleotides long. RefSeq lists its product as uncharacterized. Bases 1 to 369 code for a protein of 122 amino acids. The transcript has a single exon. The record is from RefSeq and is a predicted model, not a curated record. NCBI's taxonomy places the organism in Eukaryota, Fungi, Ascomycota, Leotiomycetes, Helotiales, Ploettnerulaceae.
AUGACCUGCGUGGCGGUCUCACACGUAUAUGGGCAAAGGGAGAGCACAGCCUACCAGCUAAAGCACACCAUUGGCCAAGGUGCAAAAUGCCUCAUGAGUAUCUUACGAAAGCGAGAGGGUAGAUUCCUCACUGUACUCGCGGAGCGCCUCCGCUCCGUCACACUGUGCCCAGAGAGAGGAAAAGUAGGAAGAGGGGCAAACACGCAGUGGGCAACCAAACCUGCAACACGGGACGGGCUCUACGGGGUAUCUCCAGACCACGCUGAGACUCUUGUCCAACAACGGAGGGAGAAAGAAUGGGGAGGCCAAGCAGACCAUUUGAAAAUUGCAAUGAAUAAGAACGAGGUUGACAGCCUCGGCGGUGUCUAG